AUGUUGUGUAACGUAGCCGUAGCUACCGCGCUGUUCGUCGGGCUUGCCACUUCUCAGGCUGCUGCACCAACUGCUCAGACGCAAAAUGGAACAUACGUCGGUCUACACUCGGCCGAGUAUGACCAAGACUUCUUCUUGGGUAUCCCGUAUGCUCAACCGCCAGUCGGAAGCUUGCGGUUCAGGAACCCGGUAGCACUCAACACUACGUUCAGUGAACCAAAGCCGGCUACCCAGUACUCUAGCGAAUGCUAUGGUUAUGGUUCAGACCAAUGGAACUACCCGGUCUCAGAAGAUUGUCUGUACAUCAACAUCGUUCGUCCAGCAGGAUAUGAGGAUGAGAACCUCCCUGUCUCCUUCUGGAUUCACGGCGGUGGAUUCACACAAGGAGGAGGUAUCGACCAGCGUUACAACCUAUCUUUUACUGUACAGAACUCUGUCAAGAUCGGCAAGCCUAUCAUCGGUGUUAGCAUCAACUACCGACUAAGUGCAUGGGGCUUCUUGGCUGGAAGUGAAGAGCUCAAGGAAAACGGUAACCCCGAGCAAGUGACCAUCUAUGGCGAGAGUGCGGGUGCUCAAUCCGUCGGUUUCCACUUGACAGCAUACGGUGGACGUGAUGAUAAGCUUUUCCGCGGUGCCAUCAUGCAAAGCGGAAACCCCGUCAACUACGGCCCGCUACCGGACCCAGUGACAGGCUAUACGACCAUGUACAACUUGAUCACCAGUCGGACCGGCUGCGCCAACGCAACGAGUCCGCUUGAGUGCCUGCGCGGGGUUCCCACCGUACAGCUCAACGCCGCCAUUAACACGACGACUCCGUAUAUGAACACUACUUCGUUCCAGCCUUGCUUAGAUGGCGACUUCAUCCAGAAGCGCACGUCUCUCCAGCUUGCUGCUGGGGAGUUCGUCCAUGUCCCCAUCAUCUCUGGGGCCAACUCAGACGAAGGUACUGCAUUCAGUCCUUCGCCUGUCAAUUCUACCGAGGAUCUCCGCACCUUCAUCAUGGCUGAAGGUGUUCCCGCCAAUCUCACUGAGCAGCUGCUGGUUGCCUAUCCCGACGACCUUUCGGUCAAUGUAGUAGCAAACUUAGGCCUCAACAGGCCUGAUCCUCUUUUCGGGCCACAGUUCCGCCGUUCUGCAUCCUACUUUGGCGAUUACGUGUUCAUCGCCAACCGUAGGUUGACCUGCCAGACAUGGGCCGCUGCCAACGUCCCAGCAUACUGCUACCGCUUCAAUGUCAUCCCCGCCGGCAUUCCCCCAUCCAUCGGUGUGACACAUUUCCAAGAAGUUGCAUUCGUAUUCAACAACCUCAACGGCGUUGGGUACUUACCUGCUGCUGUCCCGCCAUUCGAGAACAAGACCGAAAGCUACCGUGAACUUGCAAAUUUCAUGAAUAGCAACUGGAUCAGCUUCGUUCACGAUCUUGACCCUAACGCGUGGAGAGAGACGACCGACUUCAACGGUACAGAGGCUAUGUGGCCCGUUUACGACGUGGCUAACCCCAUGGACUUUGUCUUUGACGCCAAUGUUUCCAGCUAUGCGGAACCGGAUACGUACCGGAAAGAGGGCAUGGCUUUGAUAAACGCACACAACUAUGACGUUUACAUGCGGUAG
This is a messenger RNA of Pyrenophora tritici-repentis Pt-1C-BFP, 1611 nucleotides long. The record is from RefSeq and is a predicted model, not a curated record. NCBI's taxonomy places the organism in Eukaryota, Fungi, Ascomycota, Dothideomycetes, Pleosporales, Pleosporaceae.